Molecule: messenger RNA, 2391 nt
Organism: Manacus vitellinus (golden-collared manakin)
Lineage: Eukaryota; Metazoa; Chordata; Aves; Passeriformes; Pipridae
Gene: DHX40
Product: DEAH-box helicase 40
Exons: 17
Coding region: 78-2087 (669 amino acids)
Cellular component (GO): intracellular anatomical structure
Molecular function (GO): RNA binding
Source: RefSeq, a predicted model, not a curated record
CCCCCCCGGGCCCCCGAGGGUGGGGCCUGGCCAAGCACGGGGCCAUCGGUGUCACCCAGCCCCGGCGCGUCGCCACCAUGUCGGUGGCGCAGCGGGUGGCCGAGGAGAUGGGCUGUGCCCUGGGCACUCUCGUGGGGUACCAGGUCCGCUUCGACGACUGCACCUCCGAGGACACUGCCAUCAGGUAUAUGACUGAUGGCUGCCUGUUGAGGCAAAUCCUGACAGAUCCCCUCCUCAGCAAGUACAGCAUCAUCAUUUUGGAUGAAGCCCAUGAGCGCAGCCUCAGCACUGAUAUUUUAUUUGGUUUGCUGAAGAAACUCUUUCUACAGAAGAAGCCCCCGGACAGGAAGACGGAGAUGAAGGUGGUGGUGAUGUCGGCCACCCUGGAGGUGGACAAGCUCUCCGAGUUCUUUGGACACUGCUCAGUGCUGCACAUUCCAGGGAGGAGUUACCCUGUCAAGGAGAUAUUCUGCAACCUGCUGAGCCCCAGGGACGUGGGCAGCUCUGCCUAUGUCACAGAGGCUGUGAAAGUCACGCUGGAUGUCCACCUGAAUGAACCAGAAGGUGACAUCUUGGUCUUCCUGACAGGUCAAAUUGAGAUAGAAAAAGCCUGUGACUUGCUCUUCAAGAAAGCAGAGUCCAUUGAUUACCGCUACGAGGUGCACGAUCAGGCUGUGGAGGGAUUGCUUAUCCUACCUCUGUAUGGCUCAAUGUCAACAGAUCAACAGAAAAGGAUAUUUUUGCCAGCUCCUACGGGCAUUAGAAAAUGUGUGGUGUCCACAAACAUUGCUGCAACAUCUCUGACCAUCGAAGGAGUCAGGUACGUCGUGGACAGCGGGUUUGUGAAGCAGCUGAAUCACAACCCCCGGGUUGGCUUGGACAUACUGGAGGUGGUUCCCAUUUCAAAGAGCGAGGCGAAGCAGCGAGCUGGCCGAGCCGGCAGGACCUCGUCCGGGAAGAGCUACCGGCUGUACAGCAGGGAGUUCUGGGAGCAGUGCAUGCCUGACCACACCGUCCCAGAGAUCAGGAGGACCAGCCUGACAUCUGUCAUCCUGACCUUGAAGUGCCUCUCCGUGCAUGAUGUCAUCAGAUUUCCCUACUUGGACCCCCCUGAAGAAAGACAUAUUUUAGAAGCUCUCAAGGAACUGUACCAGUGCAGUGCUAUUGACAGGAGAGGCCAUGUGACAAGACUGGGAGAAUUCCUGGUGCAGUUUCCCCUCCCUCCCAACCUGAGCUGUGCUGUCAUAAAAGCUGCUUCCCUUGACUGUGAGGAUCUCCUGCUUCCCAUUGCAGCCAUGCUGUCCGUGGAAAACGUCUUCAUCCGGCCAGGUGAUCCUCAGAAGCAAAAGGAGGCUGAGCUUCAACACCAGGAACUUUCCUCACAAGUGGGAGGAUGCAAUGACUUUGCAACCCUCUUAAAUAUUUUUGAACAGUGCAAAGCAAGCAAGUCUCCCUCAGCCUGGUGCCAGAGACACUGGAUCCAUUGGAGGGCUUUAAAAUCUGCUUUUAGCGUGGAAAAACAGCUCCGGGAAAUCACCAGUAAACUGAAAGAGCUGCCAGACUUCCCCAAAGAGACAUUUGAAGGCUCCAGAACUGAAAUACUGAGGAGGUGCCUGUGUGCAGGAUACUUCAUCAAUGUAGCUCGGAGAUCUGCAGCCAGGACCUUCUGUACAAUGGACGGACAUGGCAGCAUUGUCUACAUCCACCCCUCAUCCACACUGUACAACCAGGAGACUCUGCUGGAGUGGAUCAUCUUCCACGACGUCGCCGUGACGUCCAAGAUCUACGUGCGGACGGUGUGUCCCGUGCGCUAUGAGUGGGUCAAGGACCUGCUGCCCAGGCUGCACCAGAUCGAUGCCUACGAGCUGAGCAGCGUGGCCAGGGAGGAGGUGACAGAGGAGGAAAUAACCAGGUGGAAGCACAGGGAGGACCUGAAGAGGCAGCUGGAAGGAGCCACAGACAACUCUGCCAAGAAGAUGGAGAGAAGGAAUGAUGAUCAGUCCAUCCUGGAUGCCAGAGCCCGUUACCUGGAGAGGAAGCAGCAAAGAGCACAGGGUUUAGGUGGCCCAGUGAAAGAAACGGGGUAAUUCUGGUGGCAGCUCCACUCCCACGUGAGGGAGGGUGGUUUGUGCAGCUCUGGGGAUGUUUGCACGAUGCAAAGUGACUCACAGGAAUGGAGGGAAACUUCUGCUUUGUGGUUAUUUCAGUGCAGAAGAGGAAAACACAACCUUCCUUUGCUGCAUCCAGCAGGGAAAAGUGACCAAGCUGAAUUUUGUUGCUGCGUGUCACUGGCAACAGUUUACUGGCUGGAAGACUGUGGUGCCAAUUCUGCAGCAUUUAAUUGACUUAAAAAGGUCUCAGUGCCAACAAAAAUAAAAUUUUCUUAAAGAU